AUGAUGGCCUUUGUUCUAAACAACAGCUUAAGGCGACUUCAUCGAGUCGGACGUGCCUUCUCUAGUGCCAGCGUUGAGCGACUGCGCAUCCUCGAAGUUGGCCCACGAGAUGGCCUGCAAAAUGUGAAAGCCCAGAUCCCGACCGAUGUCAAGAUCGAACUAAUCCAGCGGCUUGCUGUCGCGGGGCUUCGAAACAUCGAAGCAACGUCGUUUGUUCCGCCCAAAUGGAUCCCUCAGCUGGCUGACAACCGGAAGGUGAUGGAUGUUGUGGGACCGUGGGCGCAGAAACGGGACGUGGAGCUACCAGUUUUGGUACCGAAUAUGCGUGGCUUGGACAAUGCCAUAGAGGCAGGGGCUUCGAGUAUAGAGGUGUUUGCAUCGGCGACGGAAGGCUUCAGCAAAGCGAACCAGAAUACCUCUGUCGAGCAGGCCCUAGACAUCGCAGCUUCCGUAGCCCGCAAGGCGCUGUCGAGCGGACUGGCAGUUCGAGGAGUUACAUCCUGCCUUUUCGCUGAUCCCUACACUGGCGCUACCAAGCCGGAGCAAGUGCUGUACGUCGUCGAGCGGAUGUUGGCAAUGGGUUGCUAUGAGAUCGGGCUAGGAGACACUCUUGGUGUAGGAACAGCCUCACAGACCCGGGCAUUGCUGGAGGUCCUGCUUGAGAGAGUCGAUCCCAGCAAGCUGGCUGGCCAUUUCCACGAUACAUAUGGUCAGGCUUUGGCCAAUGUAGUCGCCGCGUAUGACUUGGGGAUACGAUCAUUUGACGCCAGUGUAGCCGGGCUAGGCGGGUGCCCUUAUGCAAAGGGCGCCCAGGGAAAUUUGGCCACCGAAGAUCUCGUGUACAUGCUCGAAAGCUCUGGUAUCAAGACCGGAAUUGAUCUCGUCGAGUUAUCAAAAGCAGGAGACUGGAUCGCGAGUCGCGUUGGCGUGCCCAACCGCAGCCGCGCUGGAGCCGCUCUGAUGGCAAGAUCUGUUGACAAGACCACCAAGUCUGUGCCCACCAGGACCGAGGAGAUGAGCGGCAGAUCGAAGGUCGUGGAGGUAGCGGAAAGUGAUGCCUCUGACACAGUGUGGAAGGCUGAAGUAUCAACUGGCGAUGUUCUCGUCUACAGAUGCGGAACCGCAGCCAAGAUCGUGCUCAACAGACCCCAGAAGAGCAACUCGAUGACUGGCAACAUGCUGGAGUCCCUUACGAAAUUGUUCAAAGACUUUUCUCAAGAUCCCAGCAUUUUCCACAUCAUUCUUACUGCAAAGGGCCGAUAUUUCUGUACCGGGAUGGACUUUGGUCCCAGUACUGAUAGAACAUCUACUGAAGGCGGCUACUAUUCACUCGUCAAGGGGCUCUUCACCGCGAUAGAAGAAUGCAAGAAAACGACGAUAGCACUGGUGGAUGGACCGGCCUUUGGGGGAGGUGUUGGUCUUACAUUCGCGUGCGAUGUCCGUCUUGUAUCUCGAAGCGCGAAAUGGAGUCUCACUGAAGUGAGAUUGGGGCUUCAGCCAGCGAUCAUAUCGCGCUUCAUGGCUAGGGAGUGGGGAUUCGCAUUCUUCAGAGAAGCCUGCCUCAGUGGUAGAGGGGUCUCACCUGACGAACUUUUUCGCAUUGGCGCGGUUCACUCGGUAUCAGAUGACACAGCAGCUCUGGACGUUGCCGCAGACAAGUAUCUAAGCCAACUUGGCCGCUGUGCACCAGGAGCUGCGGCCAAAUGCAAGGAUCUGAUUCAACUAGCCUGGUCGGAUGCGGGAGGACUGCAGCAGGAGGCUCUCAUCGAGGAGCGUUUCGGGACGAUGAUGAAGCCGGGAUCGGAGGGAGAAUAUGGGAUAGCUCAACUGCUCAAGAAGGAGCCUGCGGACUGGGCCAAGUUCGCAUUAUCUCAAGAGACCUGA
Molecule: messenger RNA, 1884 nt
Organism: Fulvia fulva
Lineage: Eukaryota; Fungi; Ascomycota; Dothideomycetes; Mycosphaerellales; Mycosphaerellaceae
Product: Hydroxymethylglutaryl-CoA lyase, mitochondrial
Exons: 1
Coding region: 1-1884 (627 amino acids)
Biological process (GO): L-leucine catabolic process; ketone body biosynthetic process
Molecular function (GO): hydroxymethylglutaryl-CoA lyase activity
Source: RefSeq, a predicted model, not a curated record